UGUUGUAUAUCUCACCCCGUGAGUGUUUUUAAUGGGAGAGUUUGAGUCAUUUUUUGUUUGAAAAGCCCGCUCCUAUGACGUCCUGAUGAUACCAUGACAACCAAACACAAACACCAUUCUUGGUCGUGUACAGAUACAUACUGCCGUGUGUGUAUAAUCACUAACCAUGAGUGAGGAAAUUAAGUUCAUUGUAAAUGAGCUCAACAAGGAGCCAUACAGUCGUAACUAUAACCUCAUCUCCUUCGAUGCACUCAAUGGCGAGUCACUAUUGCAGAUACUGAAUGAUGUCUUUGCUGAAAUUGAUGGCAAAAAUAAAUUGGACAUCCGAGAAGAAGAGCCAGAGCAAAUGGCAGUCCGGAUGUUGGGUAUGUUGCGAAUACUUAAAUACAAACCUCCAGAUGAUAACAUCAUGAGCAGAAACCCUGCAAAUAUGACGAGCAAUUUUCGUCAGGGUUUGGUAUCGGGAAAUAAACAGGUAAUCUACCCUAUCUUGGCGUGGCUCCUGGAGAGAACCGAUGAACUAAAGAAGCGAGCUUACUUAGCCAAGUACCUGGUGAAGCUGGAAGUACCUGCUGAGAUAAUAGGAGAUGUGGACGUAGCUGAUACUCACAUGAAGUAUGAGGAGCUCAUUGACCAGUUCAAGAGUAUUCACCGUGAGUACGAAGCACUGCGGACUAGUGGCUUCUCUACGGCUGAAUUACGUCGUGACAUCGCCGCCAUGGAAGAAGAGCGUGACCUCGUCUUGAGGAGGAUUGAUAGAAUGAAACAGAAAAUUGAGGGAACACCAAACAGUGAGGCUAUGCUUUCAUCAGCCCGAGCUCUAAGACAAGAGAAGGAACGAAAAAAGGAAAUGGGACAACAGGAAGGAGAUCUAAAGUCUGCCAUACAAUUAUCUGAGCAGAGGAUUGCACGUCUUCAAACACAACUGAAAGAUAUUCGUAAAGCUGGCAUGGGAACCACACCCGAGGGUCUCUUGCAGAGACUAGAGGAAGACGUAAAUGUUAACACCUAUAUCGUAAAAGAAAAAUUACCCAAGGAACUCUCAGCUAAGGAAAGAUAUGUGGCAAUAUUAGAGCGAGUAGCAGCACAGCCUGCCAUGGGUCAGCAGGAAAUAGAUUCAGUGAACAAGCAGAUUCGAGCUUUAACAACUGAAAUCAAUAAAUUGAAUGAAGCUCGUAUGAAAGAAGUGGAUGAAGAUGACACCCCAGAGAGCAAGGUUGGAAAGUUAUCGUUUUUUCGGAAAAAUACAGUGAUCAUCGGCAGGAAGAAGGAACAGACUGCCGAACGCCUCAAUGAGCUUCGGGGAGAGUUAGCUAAUAUUCAGGAGGACAUGAGGGACAAACAAGAUCAACUGAAGAAAUUUUCAGGUGAACAGGUCCUGCGUGGGGAAGAGUUCAAGCGGUAUGUUAAUAAAUUAAGAGGCAAGAGUUCAGUCUACAAAAUUAAACGUGCAGAACUUAGUGACUUGAGAGCUGAGUAUGGUGUUCUUAGUCGAACUGAAGAAAUACUGAAAUCCAAAGAUGCACAAAUUUUAGAACAACUUAAUUCAGUGGAGUCACAGAUGGGGGUGUCAGGUUUCCGUGAAACUCAAGAAACUAUGGAAAAAGUUUCAACCAUGAAGGCUGAAAUUGAUGAACGUAAAGGGCAAACACUUGAAGAAAUGUCUGGCAUGGUUAUAGAACUUAACCAUAAAAUUGCUGAGAGGAAAGCACGUUUGGCUCCAAUUAUUAAAGAAUUGCGUCCACUGAGGCAGAAAGUGCAAGAUCUGACAGUGGAUUACAAUGAUAAGAAACACACACAUGACUCAGUGGCUGCUGGCUUAGACACUAAUUUGGCAAAACUUGAAACGGAAGUUAAGAAUCUUUAUGAUGAGAUUGUAAGUUCAGAAACUAAAUACCACAUAUUAAAUUCUGAACGGGAAAUUCUUAACUUGAAGCAACAGCAAGCAAGUGAUGAAAUUAAACUGUAUCUCUCAAGUGAUCCACAAGACAAGAGGAAGUCACUUAGGGAGCAACUCAUGACAAAUAUUAGUGAACAGGAGAAGCUCGGCCGAGUAUUACGAGAAGAACAAAAAUCAGUCAAAGAUCUUCUUCAGACUUCUGCGAAGCAACUCAGGAUGUGGCAGGAUGUUGUCAAGCUCAUGGAAGUGAAAAGAAAGUGCUUAGAUGCAGCAAGAAACUCUGGUAAUGUUACCAGAAAUAGUGGCGGUGAAGCUUUGGUUUUAACUUAAGAAAGUUCUGAUAUUUUUCUUUGUGGUUUUGUUGAGUUGUUCUAUAACGUCAAAUUUAUCUUUGAAAUAUGUAAAAUUAGGUUUUCUAAUAUUGAAAACAUGCAUUUUGUAUGGCUGCUUGUGUGGCAGCUCACACCUCUCACAAUGAAGGCCUUAUCUCUGACACUGUUUUGUCACAUUGUAUUUUAUAUGUUGAUGUCAUGUUGCCAUAUUACAAUUGAGACUGAACAAAUAACAUUUACGUGUUACCAUGUUUAUUGAUAACAUAGGUACUGUAUCUGGUGCACUCAAAGUCUUGAAACUGGUUAACAUAUUUCUAAAUUACAGGUACAGUUUUGUACCUGUAAUUUAUGAAUUACUGUAACAGUAUACUGUACUCAACUACUUGUGACUUGAUAAAGCUAAAUUACAGUGA
Homarus americanus (American lobster) is the source of this 2645-nucleotide messenger RNA. Its product is annotated as intraflagellar transport protein 81 homolog. Gene Ontology annotation, cellular component: centrosome; cilium; intraciliary transport particle B. The coding region runs from base 167 to 2230 and encodes 687 amino acids. Gene Ontology annotation, molecular function: tubulin binding. The transcript has 16 exons. Lineage: Eukaryota; Metazoa; Arthropoda; Malacostraca; Decapoda; Nephropidae. The record is from RefSeq and is a predicted model, not a curated record. Gene Ontology annotation, biological process: cilium assembly; intraciliary transport.